AUGUCCAACAACGAUAUCAGCCCUUCUUGCGCUCCGCGUCAUAAUCGUACUACCAAGAAAGCGAAGGGGUGCCGACGUGCAACGGGUCAACAGGAAUCCACGCUCUCACUUCGACAAACCCAUCCCUUACCGGACAAACCCAAGGACGCGUAUAUCCCAACUCUGCAAGAAGUCUAUAUACGACUGACGUUGCGGCUUGGCUCUGGUCCUGACGCAGUUGGCAUACAAGAUGAAACUCCUCAGCUUCAGGAUCACGAUGACGACGCGCCAUUCACACUCUGUGAUACCGACACCGCGAUUCCUCAGGUAGAGGAUCACAACGAGGCAGCGCCAUUCACGCUCUGCAAAACCAACGCUCAAAUCGAGCGCGCUGUCGCUGAGCUCUCACAACACGAGUACGUCUGCUUGGAUUGCGAAGGCCGCGACUUCGGCCGCACUGACGGGGAGUUAUCGUUGCUGUGCUUGGGGACGCCUCUAAGCUCCGGCAGUCAGCUUGUUUUCAUCUUUGACGUGCCGGCGCUCAUCGAAAACGAGUACGCGAUCGGUGCGCUGCGAUGGAUCUUGUCGACGCAAUCCAUCACGAAGGUCACCUUCGAUGGACGUUCCGAUUACUUGGAGAUCUGGGACACGUUUGGCGUCCAGACUUCGCCUAUACUUGACUUGCAGUUGGCCGAGGCUCUUUCACUUCCUUGUGGCGCUGCGCAACAGCGCCUACCACACUGCUACAGAGAGAUCUACGUAAACUGGAGGAAGGAUCGGUUUUCCGGUAUACGCCGUGUCAUUGGUAUGGAUCAAGCAAUGCGCCUAUAUGUGCCGUACGUCACUUUGCGCAAGGAUGAAGCCGUCAAGAAGAUGCACCAACAGAAUGAAUCAUUCCGCUGGAUGGAACGGCCUCUUCCGCCUCACAUGCUUCAGUACGCUGCGAACGACAUCUACGCCAUCUCAUACCUACUCGACGCCUUCCAAUUGCGUCGCAUCAUUCCCGAUAAAAGCGGUCUGAAGCUCUCAAAGCUCCUAAUGAGAUCCUUACGAUAUGCUGAUAAGUUCUUCGUGAGGUCCAACAUGUAUUGUAUUGUAUUCUUGAUGAUGAUCCCCAACCCUCUGUUUCCAUGUAGCGCUUGUACCACGAUGUAG
This is a messenger RNA of Peniophora sp. CBMAI 1063, 1134 nucleotides long. The record is from the annotation of a GenBank genome assembly. NCBI's taxonomy places the organism in Eukaryota, Fungi, Basidiomycota, Agaricomycetes, Russulales, Peniophoraceae.